Molecule: messenger RNA, 1690 nt
Organism: Salvia hispanica
Lineage: Eukaryota; Viridiplantae; Streptophyta; Magnoliopsida; Lamiales; Lamiaceae
Source: RefSeq, a predicted model, not a curated record
ACACAAUCCAGGUUGAAGCAAAUUAAGCCUUUUGCAUUUUCACUUUUCAAUUUCGGUGACCUAUCAUGGCCUUCAUGCUUCCAAAGUUCAUCGCCAUAAAAACAACUAGUUAUCCUGAUAGAGGACAUUUUUACUACAACGAAAGACAAAGUUCGGUAAAUCUUGGGGAGGGGAAUGUGUCUAGCACACUCGUGAAGAUCGAAGUCGAACGAGCAACAAGCAACACUAACUACGUUCACCUCCGAUUCAGUAAUUCCAAAAGGUAUUGGUCGCUGAGAGCGAACAACAACGUCAUUGUUGCUGAAUCGAACCAGCCCGUGGAAGACACAAGAGAGCCUUCAUGCACAUUGUUCCAGCCGAUUCACGCGGCUGGUGAGGCGGCAGGUGUUUUUUACUUGAUUCACGUUCCAACUGGUGGGCGUCUGUUGGUAGAUAACACGAACUGGGGCGUUUACGUGGAGGUAAACGCCCCAGAUUCAUACGGCCAUCUAGCUUAUGUGGAUUUGAGUACAUUGGGGAUCGUGGCCUUCAUGCUUCCAAAGUUCAUCGCUAUUAAAACAACUAGUUAUCCUGAUAGAGGGCAUUUAUACUACAACGAAAGACAAAGUUCAGUAAAUCUUGGGGAGGAAAAUGUGUCUAGCACACUCGUGAAGAUUGAAGUUGAACGAGCAACAAGCAACACUAACUAUGUUCACCUCCGAUUUAGUAAUUCUAACAGGUAUUGGUCGCUUAGAGCGAAUAGCAAUGUCAUCGUUGCUGAAUCGAAGCAGCCCGUGGAAGACACAACAAAUCCUUCUUGCACAUUGUUCCAACUGGUUCAGGCGGCUGGUGAGGUAGCAGGUGUUUUUUACUUGAAUCAUGUUCCGACUGGUGGGCGUCUGUUGGUAGAUAACAAGAACUGGGGUGUUUACGUGGAGGUCAACGCCCCAGAUUCGUACGGUCUUCUAACUUAUGUUGAUUGGAGUACAUUGGGGAUCGUGGGCUUCAUGCUUCCAAAGUUCAUUGCUAUUAAAACAACUAGCUAUCCUGAUAGAGGGCAUUUAUACUACAAUGGAAGACAAAGUUCAGUAAAUCUUGGGGAGGGGAAUGUGUUUAGCACACGCGUGAAGAUCGAAGUCGAACGAGCAACAAGCAACACUAACUACGUUCACCUCCGAUUCAGUAAUUCCAACAGGUAUUGGUCGCUUAGAGCCAACAGCAACGUCAUCGUUGCUGAAUCGAACCAGCCCGUGGAAGACACAAGAGAGCCUUCAUGCACGUUGUUCCAGCCGGUGCAGGCGGCUGGUGAGGCGGCAGGUGUUUUUUACUUGAAACACGUUCCGACUGGUGGGCGUCUGUUGGUAGAUAACACGAACUGGGGCGUUUACGUCGAGGUAAAUGCCCCAGAUUCGUACGGUCAUCUAACUUAUGUGGAUUGGAGUACAUUGUACUGACUGCAUGUUACGAACACGACGGCCACACCGGCAGCGCCUUCAACGGUAAUGGCGGAGAACAACUCCACGCCAACAACAGAGGAGGAAGAGUCGGGUGAAGAGUCAUUGAGAUCCGGACACGAGGAGGAAACGUCACCAAAUAGGCGCGUAAUUCAUGAGUCAUGUUUUUUCUCUUUUAUUGUAUGUUUUCAUGAUUUGGAAUACUUGUUUUUAUUUAAUUUUGAACAAUAUUUGAGUCGAGCAUUUUAUAAGAUCCG